AUGGCAGGCGUCGCCGACUUCACCGCCAAGGCCAUCGAGCUCCUGCAGCAGGCGACGGAGUCCGACGCCGCCGGGGAGCUCGAGAUGGCCCUGACGUUGUACCGCAAGGCGCUGGACUUCCUCGACGCGGCCAUCAAGUAUGACAAGAACCCCAAGUCGGUAGAAAAGCUGAAAGCCAAGCGCCCGUCGUACGCCGAGCGCGUGGAGCAGAUCGCGCAGGUGGUCGAGGCGCAGCAGCGCAACGCGCGCAACACCCCGACGGGCACGGGCGGCGACGGCGCGGGCCAGAAGCCGCGCGGCGCGGGCGACAACGGGGAGGGCGAGGACGCCGACCUGGCGCGGCUGCGCGGCACGCUCGGCGGCGCGGUGCUCACGGAGAAGCCCAACGUGCGCUGGGCGGACGUCGCGGGGCUCGAGGCCGCGAAGGACGCGCUCAAGGAGGCGGUUGUGCUGCCGGUCAAGUUCCCGCAGUUCUUCACGGGCAAGCGCAAGCCGUGGUCCGGCAUCCUGCUGUACGGCCCGCCGGGGACCGGCAAGAGCUACCUGGCCAAGGCCGUCGCCACGGAGGCCGACAGCACGUUCUUCUGCGUCUCGUCGAGCGACCUCGUCUCCAAGUGGAUGGGGGAGUCGGAGAAGCUCGUGUCGCAGCUGUUCCGCAUGGCCCGGGAGCGGUCUCCGGCGAUCAUUUUCAUCGACGAGCUGGACUCGCUGUGCAGCGCACGCGGGGAGGGGGAGUCCGAGGCGGCGCGGCGCAUCAAGACGGAGUUCCUCGUGCAGAUGCAGGGCGUCAACUCGAGCGACGCGCGCGUGCUCGUCCUCGGCGCCACGAACCUGCCGUACAACCUCGACAACGCCGUCCGCCGCCGGUUCGACAAGCGCGUCCUGAUCCCGCUGCCGGAGUCCGGCGCCCGCGCCAGCAUGUUCAGGAUCCACCUGGGCGACACGCCGCACUCGCUCACGGAGGCCGACUUCCGCGAGCUCGGCCAGCUCACGGAGGGCUUUUCCGGCUCCGACAUCGCCAUCGUCGUCAAGGACGUGUUGAUGGAACCCAUUCGCAUUAUCAAGGACGCCACGCACUUCAAGCGCGUGCCGGCGGGGCCCGGGAUGGCCGAGGACGGCUACGUGGCGUGCGCGCCGGCGGAUCCGGAUCCGACCAAGAUGGAGGCGGGUCUCGAUUGGUUCGUGGAGCACAACAGAGCACACCUGGUGAUUCCCCCCGCGAUCACGCGAGCGCACUUCGAGCGCGUGCUGACGCGGGCGCGGCCGACGGUGAGCGCGGACGACCUCGAGAGCUACGAGAAGUUCACGAGGGAGUUCGGUGAAGAGGGGUCCUGA
Messenger RNA from Pedinophyceae sp. YPF-701, 1335 nucleotides. The record is from the annotation of a GenBank genome assembly. NCBI's taxonomy places the organism in Eukaryota, Viridiplantae, Chlorophyta, Pedinophyceae.